UCUUUUUUUAUUAAAAAUAAACUAAGUAGGUUAAACCCCAAAGAUAAUUGCUUCCUCGCUUUGUCUGCUUAACAAUAUAAAAACCUAAUCAAAGUUCUAAACAAAAGAGAAACAGUUUUAGUCAAAAAUUCUGGUUUCGAUCCUCUAAAACUUAUUAAUUAAGAGUUCAAAUCCGAUUUAUCGCGCCCCCGCCGUAUCUUUCUCUCUCGCCUCCACUUGCUCUCCGCAGUUCACCGGAAUAUUCCUCCCCCUUUUCCGGUGAUCCGCUACCCGUCACCAUAUUUAGGCAAGUGAGAAGAAACCAAGCAGAGAAUAUGUACUGCUAAUCGUGACUUCAAGGAUGAUCGCCCCCGGUCGGCGGGUUUGAUCGCAGGUGGAGAAUGGGGCGGAAUUCCUGUCAUCGCCCUGAUGAAACCAAGCGAAUCGAUAGCAGUGCGAUCAGGAUUUCCUCGCCAGCGAUCGCGCCUACAGCGCCGCCGCCUCCGCACCGCAAUCGGCAGCAGGCGGCGAUCCUGAAGGAUCCGAAGAGGAAAAACGUUCGAUUCGCGGAGAUCGCAGGAGGGAAGAUGGCGGAGUGCGCGGCCAUCUUCUGUUGCUGCCCGUGCGGCCUAGCGAACCUCUUUUUCCUCGCUGCCGUGAGGCUUCCGGCAGGCCUCUGCUGCCGGGCGGUUCAGAAGCGGAUAUUAACCCGGCGGGCGAAGAAAAAGGCGGAGAUUCUUGAAUCCGGAUCCGGAUCCAACAGUGGUUGUAGCAGCGGAUCCUCCAAGAGCGGAUCGGUCACCGACGACGGGUUUGUGGAGUUUACCGGUACCCAAGGAAGUGUUAUGAUGGUUAUCGGCAAUACUUGGCCGGCGAGGUCGCCGACGUCGGAGGUCGUCGAGUUUGAGAAGGAGGUCUGGUCUAAAUUUUGCGGCAGAGGGUUCUGGCGAAGCUUGUCGCAGAAGGAUGAUCUCUAACGGCGCCUUAACGGAGCAGUAACGAAGCCCUACCCACUGUCGCUGGGAAAUAAAAGAGAUCACAUCCUAAAAUAAUGUAAAUUGUGAACAUGAACGGUAUUAUCGUUAUUUACAUUUUUAAAAGAAUUUUUAUUUGAAUGGAAGGAAAAUAAAGAAAAUAAAUAAAAAUUUAAUAAGUCGUGGCCGAUUAUGAA
Molecule: messenger RNA, 1150 nt
Organism: Dendrobium catenatum
Lineage: Eukaryota; Viridiplantae; Streptophyta; Magnoliopsida; Asparagales; Orchidaceae
Exons: 1
Coding region: 381-956 (191 amino acids)
Source: RefSeq, a predicted model, not a curated record